GACCUUAUAAUACCCCAAGAACCCACAACCACACAUUGCAAAACCACCCAUUCUCCUUGAAUCUUGCCUCCAAAAACUCUUGCCACUUAGCAUUCACAAUGCUCACCACAUCAUCACAUAGCAGGCACCACCAUGCAUUUGAGAGGAGCCCCAACCACAGCAUGAUGAAGAACAUAGCAGACAGGAACAAGCAUGAUCUUCUUCAGAGUGCCAUGAACCAUGCAGCAAGCAAGUACAUGCAGAGGAUCUACCCUCUGGGGAUCCAGAGGAGCAGCUCCAACCUCACACUCUCAUCACUCUCCCUGUCACAGAACUCCAAUGAUUCUUCACUCAGCAGCUCAAACUCUAGCUGGGAGCCCAAGGUGCCCCUGCUGUAUGGUGGCACAUUUAGCCCCUGGGGUGAUGUGCUUGUGUCCCUGGAGAGGAGGAGGGAAGAAGAUGAUGACAAGGUUAGUGAUCAUGAUGUUGAGGGGGGAGAAGAGGAUUUUGAUUGCAGUGAGCCUGGGAGCUUGCAUAGGUGCAGCUGGAUCACCAAGAACAGUGAUGAGGCGUACGUUCAGUUUCACGACGAGUGCUGGGGUGUCCCAGUGUACAACGACAACCGUCUGUUCGAGCUGCUUGCGUUGUCAGGCAUGCUCAUCGACCACAACUGGACUGAGAUACUCAAGAGAAGAGACAUGUACAGGGAAGCGUUCGCGGACUUCGAUCCCAGCACGGUGGCGAAGAUGGACGAGAACGACGUCGCGGAGAUCAGCGGCAACAAGGAGCUCAAGCUGGCCGAGUGCAGGGUCCGGUGCAUCAUCGAGAACGCCAAAUGCAUUCAGAAGGUGGCGAAGGAGUUUGGGUCGUUCAGCGGAUACAUAUGGGGGCACGUGAACCACCGGCCGACGGUGGGGAGGUACAAGCACCACAAGUACAUCCCGUUCCGGACGCCCAAGUCAGAGGCGGUGAGCAAGGACCUCGUCCGCCGCGGCUUCCGCCUCGUUGGCCCCGUCAUCGUCUACUCCUUCAUGCAGGCCUCCGGCAUCGUCAUCGACCACCUCGUCGACUGCUUCCGCUUCCCUGAAUGCCUCCACCUCGCCGACCGCUCCUGGGGCAUUACCAACGUCGCUGCCUAAUGACAAAAAAAAAAAAAAAAACCUUGAACUUUUCUGCCGCUCGCGAGCUCGACAGUGUUGCAAAUAGCUUAGCUGUGUUCAUUGCAUGUUGCAGCGGCCAGCAAAGCUGCUACACUAUACUAAAAUAUUGGGCGAGGCGGGUGCACCGUAGAUGCAGUAGUGCAGUUGAACAAGCCGAAGACUUUUGGUGUGGCAAAUCAAACCUCAAAUUCAAAUUCCCCCACUUGAAAAUUUCUUUUUGUUUGGUUUUUCACUCUGGGGAUUGGCGAUGCUUGGAUGUAUUGUGUAGUAGGGUAGGGCUAAGUUUUUUUUUUUUUGGUUGCUCACUCCCACUUGGAAAGUGGUGUAGUGAGUUGUUAGUGGAUGGUUUGUAAGAAUAAGUUAAGAUUUCCUUCUGUUUGGGCUUAACUGGGGUGUUGCAUGAGAAUGGAGCCCACAAUGAACUCACAUGUUCAGCAGAAUAGGUUGCUCCAUGUGUCAAUGGGUGGCAUUUCUCCGAAGAUUCUUGGUUUACAUUAGCCCAUUUUGUAUGAAUAUUAAGUGUUUACGUUUA
Messenger RNA from Oryza sativa Japonica Group (Japanese rice), 1671 nucleotides. RefSeq lists its product as uncharacterized. Gene Ontology annotation, biological process: base-excision repair. Gene Ontology annotation, molecular function: DNA-3-methyladenine glycosylase activity. Lineage: Eukaryota; Viridiplantae; Streptophyta; Magnoliopsida; Poales; Poaceae. The record is from RefSeq and is a predicted model, not a curated record.